AUGAGCUGCCAAACAUGUUCAGGCUGUUUCACAGGCAAAGGCUGCAGUACUCAUUCCUCUCGAUCAAAGCAAUCGCAAGAGCAAGAAACACACUACUUUGAUUCUCUACUUGAAUUGGCAGCAUCGACGGACCAGCAUGGCGAGAAGCACCAGCACAGUAAUCACGACCACGUUAUCCCAACGAUCGUCAGUGUCUUAUCCAACAAUGUGUAUGCAUCGCAGGUGGCGUUGCUUGGAGCAUACCAGCAGCUAUCCUUUAACGACUUUUUGGAGCUUGUACGGAGGUGUCAUGAACGUCAUAUCAAUGGCAUGUUGAUUGCUUGGUGUUGGCAGUAUUGCAAGGAAGAUGGCAACGAGUGGCUCAAGCAGAUGCGUGGCAGUGAUGAUGCUACAGCCCUUUGGGAUCACCUUGACGGUCAAGCUGAAGUACAUGAGGUAUUCAAUGGAUUGGAAGAAGGAUCAGCAGGACGUGUCAAACGAUGA
Molecule: messenger RNA, 483 nt
Organism: Lichtheimia ornata
Lineage: Eukaryota; Fungi; Mucoromycota; Mucoromycetes; Mucorales; Lichtheimiaceae
Exons: 1
Coding region: 1-483 (160 amino acids)
Source: RefSeq, a predicted model, not a curated record